Aureobasidium namibiae CBS 147.97 is the source of this 2601-nucleotide messenger RNA. Its product is annotated as DUF221-domain-containing protein. Gene Ontology annotation, molecular function: calcium-activated cation channel activity. The record is from RefSeq and is a predicted model, not a curated record. Gene Ontology annotation, cellular component: plasma membrane. Bases 1 to 2601 code for a protein of 866 amino acids. NCBI's taxonomy places the organism in Eukaryota, Fungi, Ascomycota, Dothideomycetes, Dothideales, Saccotheciaceae. The transcript is spliced from 3 exons.
AUGGCUGCCAGCACUGGAAGCUCUCGCGACGCCUCACCUUCGGCCUCGACAUUCUUGUCAACAUUGAUUCCUGUUCUUAUUAUUGCAGCAGUCAUUCUUUCCAUCUUCUUGGUCUUGCGUCCCAAGUUCAAGAGAGUUUACGAGCCGCGUACUUACCUGCCACUGCUUAGGAAAUACGAGUACACACCUCAACCUUCAGAUACCAAGUUUGGAUGGAUCAAGAAUUUCCGUGGUCUCAAUGAUGACCACGUUUUGAUGCACUCGUCGCUCGACAACUACCUCUUCCUGCGUCUUUUCAAGAUUCUCUUCACCAUCUGCCUGGUCGGUGCCAUUAUUACCUGGCCCAUCCUUUUCCCUGUCAAUGCAACUGGUGGUGCCGGUAACACACAGUUCGAUCUCCUGAACUUCAGCAAUGUGUCAAUCCCCAGCCACACCAACUACUACUAUGCCCACGCGAUUCUUGCCUGGGUCUUUGUCGGAUUUGUCAUGGUCGUCGUGACACGCGAGAUCAUCUACUUCAUCAGCCUUCGCCAGUCCAUCAUCACCUCGGUCGCUUACAGCAGUCGCUUGUCUGCCAGAACUGUCAUGUUCACCAACGUCGCUCCCGAAUACCUCAAGGAAAGCGCCCUGCGUGAGCUGUUCACUGGAGUGUCCCGCGUUUGGAUUCAGCCUAACACCAAGGAGCUCGACGAUGUAGUUGGUGACAGAGACAAGGCUGUGACCAAGCUCGAGGCUGCCGAGAACAAGCUCGUCCAGAAGUUUGUCAAGGGCCACAAGAAGGCUGAGAAGAAGGGCAAGCAAGACACUUCAACCAUUGACCGCGAGACUGGUCGUGUUGAGGUUGACCACAAGCUUCGUCCCACCCACCGUCUCGGAAAGAUCCCCUUCAUCGGCAAAAAGGUCGACACCAUCGACUGGGCCCGUCCCGAGAUUGUCAAGCUCAACAAGCAGGUUACCGAGGAGAUUGACAAGGCCCACAACGCUGAGAAGAUUCCUGCCGUCUUUGUUCAGUUUGAGACUCUCGAGGCUGCUCAGGCCGCUCACCGUCAAAUGUCUGGCGGCAUGCAAAAGGUCAAGGGAGCCAAGCUCACCCCCAAGGUUGUUGGUGUUCACCCCAACGACAUUAUCUGGAAGAACCUGAACAAGAAGAACACGGUCACUCGCCUGAUCAUGAUUGCUUCCACCAUCUUCGUCAUCCUCAUGAUCAUCUUCUGGGCAAUUCCUGUGGCUUUUGUCGGUGUCAUUUCCAACAUCAAGACUCUUGAGACCAUUGGCUUCCUGAAAUGGAUUGCUAGCAUUCCCCCCGUCAUUCUCGGUGUCAUCACUGGUCUCUUGCCUUCGGUCAUGCUUGCUGUCCUCAUGGCUUUGGUACCCAUUGUCUUGAGACUUCUCGCCGGCAUGUUCGAGCCCACCAGAUCUACUGUUGAGCUUAGAACCCAGGCUUGGUACUUCUCUUUCCAGGUCGUCGAUGUCUUCCUCGUCACCACCUUCUCGUCUGGAGCUGCCGCUGUCGCAAAGCAGAUUGUUGACUCGCCUGGAUCUGCACCCAUGUUGCUUGCUAGCAACCUUCCUCGCGCCUCCAACUUCUACACUGCCUACUUUGUCGUCACCAUGUUGAACCAGGCCGCCAUGCUCGUCCUCAACAUUGCUCCCCUGUUGUUCAUUGCCGUCCUCGGCAAGUUCUUGGACUCGACUCCUCGCAAGGUCUACAACCGCUACGUCAACUUGAUCGGCCUUGGCUGGGGAUCUGUCUACCCUGCCUACGCCAUGCUCGGUGUCAUUUCCAUUGCCUACUCCUGCAUUGCUCCUCUGCUCCUUGGAUUUGCAACUGUUGGUUUCGCUCUCUUGUACUUUGCCUACCGCUACCAGCUCCUCUAUGUUGUUGGCAAUGACUCGAUCGACAUGAAGGGUCGUGCCUACGCUCGUGCUAUGCAGCAAAUUACCGUCGGUGUCUACUUGCUCGAGUUCUGCUUGAUCGGUCUAUUUGCCAUUGGUGUUGCUUCCGACAGAGCUGCCCUUGGUCCUCUGAUCCUGACCAUCAUUCUUGCCGUCUCCACCGUCAUCUACCACGUCAUCAUGAGCAAGACUCUCGGCCCCAUCGUCGAUGGCACCGAGAUGAUGCCCGGCAGCGAGGACCGCAGCAGGAACUUCUCGGCUGCCGAGACUAUGGAGGAGGGCAAGCCCAGCACCACCAGCAACCGCGACACCUCACCCACUCUUGCCGGCUCCACCGCGUCCCCCGAGCCCAAGAAGAGUGGUAUCAAGGGCAAGCUGCAGCACUUCUUCUUCAGCUCUCGCUUCGCUGGCAAGUGGCUCACUGUUCGCAAGGAGUUGGCUUCCCACUUCAACGAGCCUAUCCGUCCUUACACCAACGAGGAGCUCGAGUUUGCCUACCAGCCCCCAAGCUUGGCCAACGAGCAGCAACUCAUCUGGAUUGCUCGCGAUGAGUAUGGUCUCUCUUCCCAGGAGGUUGCUGGAUGCAAGGAACACAAUGUUCCCGCUACUGAUGAGGAGGCCACCCUCGAUGAGAAGGCAAGUGUCAAGUGGAGCCAGGAGAGAAUUCGUGAGGCUCCCAUCUUUGAGGAGAAGGUUCCUUACUAG